Messenger RNA from Anolis carolinensis (green anole), 5486 nucleotides. It is a transcript of the gene plxdc1, whose product is annotated as plexin domain containing 1. Bases 251 to 1756 code for a protein of 501 amino acids. The transcript has 14 exons. The record is from RefSeq and is a predicted model, not a curated record. Lineage: Eukaryota; Metazoa; Chordata; Lepidosauria; Squamata; Anolidae.
UUUUCUCUCCCCCAUCCAAGCCCUGCUCAGCUGAGCUUUGAGAGUUGCUUGCUGCAGCAGCCCCCAAAGGCUAGAUUUUCUGCCAGUCAAAUUCCACCCGAACCUGGGCAUCUCCCUGAAUUCCCUCUUCCUUGGCCACCACUGACUUGGAGGUGACAAGUGCUGAGGACCAAGGAGCUCUGGGGGAAGAAACUACAGGGGAGGGAAGAGCAGAAAGUUAGUGCAAAGGAAAAGGUGGUGCUUUGGAAAGAUGGGGAUGCACCUGGAAUUGCUGAAGAUGUCCUGGGGAGCCUCUGUCCUCCUCUUCUGGCUCCUGCAGGAGGUGGCUUUGGGAUCUGAGAAGGAAAGACACAACCCAGGUUGGAGUCAAGAGCAUGUAUCCAUGCUGGGAUCAGGACCUCGGUCCUGGGAGCGAAAGGUGCGAGAAACCUCGCCAGAUGACAAACGAGCAAAGAUUAGCCAGGAUCUCGGCGGAAGAAGCUUAAUUAUUGACACUUUGACAGACAACAAAACACAGAUUGUGGAAGACAACCAUAAGUACUAUAUAUCCCGAAUUUAUGGUCCUGGUGAGAUGCGAGCCAAAGAACUCUGGAUUGAAAUAGCAGAAGCCAAUAGGAGCCAAGUAAAAGUUCAUGGAAUCCUGUCCAAUACACACAGACAGGCCUCGAGAGUGAUCCUCUCUUUUGACUUCCCCUUCUAUGGGCAUCACUUGCGACAGGUCACCAUAGCAACAGGAGGUUUCAUCUUCAUGGGGGAUAUCAUCCAUCGGAUGCUGACAGCCACAGAAUAUGUUGCCCCUCUUAUGGCUAACUUCAAUCCCAGCUACUCCCGCAAUUCCACUGUCAAAUAUUUCGACAACGGAAAAGUCUUUGUGGUUCAAUGGGACCAAGUGUACUUGGAAGGAAAAGAAGACAAGGGCUCGUUCAUUUUCCAGGCAGCUUUACACAAUGAUGGCAGAAUUGUCUUUGGCUACAAGGAGAUCCCCAUGCCAGUCUUGGAGAUUAGUUCUACACAACACCCUGUGAAAGCUGGCCUCUCUGAUGCUUUCAUGAUCCUCAACUCUACUCCUGGUGUUCCUGAAUCCCACCGCCGGACCAUCUAUGAAUACCACCGAGUAGAACUGGAUACCAGCAAGAUCACAAGCUCAACAGCCGUGGAAUUUCUGCCCUUGCCCACUUGUCUCCAGCAUGAAAGUUGUGAAGUAUGUACAACCUCACAAUUAACCUUCAACUGCAGUUGGUGUCAUGUCUUGCAGAGAUGUUCCAGUGGAUUUGACCGACAUCGUAAGGAGUGGUUGGAAUAUGGCUGUGGUCUAGAGUCAGAACAGAAGACCUGUGCAGACUUUGAAGAAGAUGAACGUUACUACUCCUCACCUCCCAACACCAGUCCCUUCACACCAGUUGAAGAUUUCACUAUGUCUUCUUCCUACUUUGUUGACAGCCUAACUACAGAAGAUGAUACAAAGAUGAACCAGAUUCGUGAAGAUUUGCAAGGUGAAGUUCCUGCGAAGAAAGUGGGAUUGCAACUCCAUACAGGAACAAUUGUUGGUAUCGUCCUGGCUGUUCUGCUCAUUGCAGUGAUUAUCCUUGCUGUCAUUUACAUUAGCAGUAAUCCUACCUCCAGUGCUGCUUUGUUCUUCCUUGAGCGAAGACCACACCAGUGGCCUGCUAUGAAGUUUAGGAACCACUCGACCUACACUGAAGUGGAGGCAGCCAGCCAUGAGAAGGAAGGAUUUGUUGAAGCAGAUCAAUGUUGAGAAAUACAUCUGUUUUUUCGCUCUUACGUCUUUAGAACAUCCAGCGUCUCCCGUCCAGCGUCUACUCUUUAUUUCAGGAUGAAUUAUCUGAAGGAUUGGACAAGAGGGAAAGCAAAUACAAUGAGGAAAUCCCAAAAGUGAAUUAGGAACACAAGGAGCUGCCCUAUACUGUGAUAGAUCAUUGGUUCUUCGUUCUAUCCUGUCAUUUUUGACACUGACUGGCAGGAGCUCUCCAGAGUUUUAGGCAAGGACUAAACUGGGACCUUCAGCAUGUAAGGCAUGUGCUGUUACCACUGAACUACAGCCCUUGGAUGGAUUUGUGAGAACCUAAAAGCAUGAAAAAAGGCAUGUGAAUUUGGCAUAUGGCCGCUAGCAGAAAAAACAAGUAAAGACAAGACAUUACUGCAGAAAUAGUAGCAAGCAACCCACUUCUAGUGUCAUCCACAGCAGGUUGCAAUGUCAUUGAAAAGCUGCCUCUGUCCUCCUUGCCUUUUACCAGCAUUGUAAUGGUAAUCAUGGUGGUAGUACUGUUUAUCAGAAAAACAAGUUUGCCACUGUGUGCUAUCAGAAGUAACACACGUAAUUUAGAACAGCUGGGAAAAAAACAAGUGAAGCUGCCCUAAAGAAAGGUUAGGAGAGAGAAGAAUCCAGAUUUCCAGCUGAGAAUUGGAAUUUACCUUCUACAUAUCCCUUGGGAGAUAAUAUUUUGGAUUUAUGGAUUAUCUUAUCGCAGAAUGGCUGGACAGACUUGUGCUCUUGCAGUAUCUCAGUGUCAAGCAAUGCUUAUCGAAUGCACCACCUGACAUUUGUGGAUGGGGAAAAGCUUAAGCUGAGUCUGAAAUGCCACCUUCAUAUUUAUCUGUAAUGUCAGUAUAAAUUCAAGGCUGGAGAAGGAAAGCAUUCAUUAAGGAGGCCUUGCCACUGACAGUAAUCGCCCCAGUCGACAGCAGAGCGAGCUGGGGGAUAAAAUAUGUACCAAACCUGGCAUCAGACCUCCAAAAAGCCACCACCACCACAGCGACUCAUCUUAUUUCUGCUGUGAAUUACUCUCUUCACCUCCCAACUGGCUCUAGGCUUCAGCUUUCCUUUGCUUUUACAGAAACGGUCUUUUAAGAGAGAAUAGCAGUCAUUGAAACAAUUUUUAAGAGACAAUAUUAAUCACUGGUUUCAGCAACAGAACAUAACAAGGGACUUAUCAGUGGGAAUUGAAAAAUGUAAUCUAUUUUUGAUGAAGCAAGGGUUAUUUUCAGUUGAUAAUUAAGGUAUUGGGAGUAUUAUGGUUGCUUGCUUUUCUGUUCUUACUGGUUGUUAUGUCCUGGAUUUUCUAUAUUUCCCCCCAGCAUGACAGGAAGGUAAAGUUAUAUGGACAGUGAUGGUAAGCAUCCAUGAAAAUGAUACUGAACUAUUUUUAUUGAAUGCAAUUUUUUAUACCACAGAUAAUAUGGUGUAUUCUGAGGCAGAGUUGUCAAUCUGACACCCUAUCACAUUGCCAUAUAAUGUAGUUUCAGAAUGCAUUUUAACUGCAUUGAACUGCAUUAUAUGGCAGUGUAGAUGAGGUCUUAGAUUUCCCUCCCUGGCCAGCACCUUCUUACAGAAAAAUCCAAAAUGUUAUACAUAUCAUAGUAAGUAUUUUGAAAUUGUGAAAACAUAUGUGGGAUACACAAAAAAGGCUUUUAGCUUUGCUAGUUUUGCAUAUUUGCUGAAUUCCUAUUCACAUUGCUGCAUAAUAUAACACGGGCCUGCGUCUGAUUGUUAAUUCUAUCUAGAACUGACCCAGUUAAUCAAUGGGGUUUACCUGUGUAUUGACUCCCUAGUCAAAAAUUGAUUCAGUAGAUUUGCUUUAACUGGGAGUAACCAGUAAGAUACAGACUAUGGUGAACAGCUAACAUCUCUUUCUCGGUUUCUCCAGAUAACCUUUCACAAGAAUAUGAUAUGGCAUUAUUUGUUUUGUGUUAUCCAUUCAUGUUACAUAUGCUUUUUUGCAAUGGAAGUGGUGAGGAAAUGCUGAGAAGCAUGCUGAUAUUGUAUCAUGUGUCUGCGUUGACAAAACACUGCCAGGAAGCUCAGGAAAGACACACCAGCAUAACUGCCAUGCAUUCAAGAUAAACAUUAGUUAAGCCAAGAUAGUUUAAAGCAAAAAUGUUAUAAAGUUUUAGGUUGUAUGAAGAAAUAGUACCAAAUAAAGGUAAACACAAACAUAGUACAGGUUGAGCAUCCCUGAUCUUGAAUUCUAAAAUCCAAAUUACUCCAAAAUUUAGUAUCUUAAACUUGGGUGACUGUUACAACGACGCUUUUAUUUUCUGAUUAUUCAUUAUACACAAACUUUGUUUCAUGCCUGAAAUUAUUUAAAAUGUUGAACUGAAUUACCUUUAAGCUAUGUGCAUAAAUUGUAUAUGAAACAUAAAUGCAUUUUGUAUUAAGGUUUGGGUUCUAUAUUCACUGUGUUCAUAUAUGCAAAUACAAGUAUUCCAAAACCCUAAAAAAUCUGAACCUCAACAUACCUCUGAUCCCAAGCAUUUCAGAUAAAGGAUACCCAACCAGUAUACAAUUGCAGCCAUUGUGCUUUAGUUGGAGAAAAACAAAUAGUAGGAUUUUUUAUUUGUCAGUAGGGAUGUAUUCUAAAAAUUUACAAGCAUUUCAGCCCCAUUCCAUAUCUGAUCUGAAUCUGUUUGCCCAAAGGAUUUCUUUGGGACCAAAUUAGAUAACACAUACAUAACUGCAUAGCCAUAUAGAAAGGCAGGUACAGGCAAUGUGCAAUUGGUGGUUUUCUCAUGGUUCUGUCCUACCUUUAUUUUUAAAAGGUAAGGAAUGGCAGGUAUUCACACAAAGGCACUAUCCAGAACUGACCCAGUUAAUCAAUGGGGUUUACCUGUGUAUUGACUCCCUAGUCAAAAAUUGAUUCAGUAGGUUUGCUUUAACUGGGAGUAACCAGUAAGAUACAGACUAUGGUAAACAGCUAACAUCUCCUGCACAGUUUCAACAGUAAAUUGUAGCAUGCGUAUUGGCUUUCUAUGAACAACACAUAUGUUGCUCAUUUUUCUCAAUCACUGCUAUGCAAGUCUUGGACUGUGAUGAAAAAGAGAUGGUUCAUAUUUAAAAAAAAAAACAACAGGGACGACACAUCAUUUUUUAACCAACUACUCUUAUGGCAAAUAGCUCAAAAUCAUAGAGAAUUAAAGGAUGAUUUAGUAAAGCUGAGUAAAGCUUAAAACGUAUUGUAGUUAUUCCUCUUUAGUCAGACAUGAGGCUUACAUGUUAUUAUGUAGUGAUUUCAUUCCCAAAAUGGAAAUGUAAAAGAUAGUGUUCUGAGGAGGUAUUUUGGAUGGCUCAAAAGGCUGUACCAGCUCAAUAUUAUUGUUUUAUAUGGCUAAAGUACUGGCAUAUUACAACUGUAGGAUUUGGAUGUGUUGAUCAUAUCUGACCCUAAAAGGCCUCAUGCAGGAACUUCCCAUACGUUAAUAAGCCAUUUAGUUAAUACCUAUAGGGAACAGCCACCAAACACCAAAUAUUUAUGUUCUUACUAAAUGUUUAAGCUUAUGUUCUUUCUACAUACUUGAAUUUUAGCAUAAUUCACAUUAAGGGAAGGCAGACUGGGAGAGCUUGAGGCCCUACAUUGACUAUGGAUUGCCUGCAUGGAAUGCAGUGUUAAUGCUAAUAUAUAUGAUAAAAUAUAAAUAAGUUGUACUUUGGAGGAUUGCUUUGGUUUUCACAAUAAAAAUUGCAAAGUUCA